UACUUUUUAAAGUAAAUAAGUAAAUACUGGAAGUAAAAAUAUGACGUACCUAUUAAGUUCCAAAUAGAAAUAAAAUAACUAUUGUUUGGUGAAGUAAGAAAAUGUCAGAUCCUUGGCUGAGCGAUAAUAAGCUUAAAAAUAACGAACAAGACAACGAGCUGAGCAACGAAGCUCCGGAAACAGAAGCAACGACAGCAUCUUUGGAAUUCGAAGAUAAUUUUACAACUAUAUCUUCUGCUUCCGCUAACAACACAAACAACAAUUCUAACGGUACUAAGUCUAAGAAUCAUCAGCCGCUACCGGAUUCCGAUAGUUACUUACGUGGUUUAGAACGUAAACUUGAAAAAAUUAAAAAAGAUUCAAAACUUGUGAAGGCGUUAGCAGAAAAGCGAGAAGAUUGCUUAAGGACUCUGCUGACAGACGAUUUUCCCGCAAGUACACAGAACUAUGACAUAUUAGAAUUGGAUACACCAGUGAGUGGUGCUGAGUCUACAGUGCAAGAGAUUUGCCGACAUAUACAGCCUGUGCAGCCGAUUACGAUUGGCGAAACAGUAAAUAUUGUUAAAUACGAUCAAUUGGAAGACGAAAGCAAGGAAACGGACGGACGAGCAAGUCGUUAAAAACAACAUACCACUAAAAUAUUUAUAGAGGAUUCAGUAUGGACACACAAUUUGGGAAAUUAUUUUUAUUUUUAACGGAUUUGGCUUAUAAGAGCCGCUUGACGAUACCAGUACUGAUUACUUCAGCUUUUCUUGUGCUUGACAUACGUUUGCAAAUAGAAAUCAAUGUACAAACGGGGCAAAUUGCUGAAGUCGAGGAGAGCGAGGAAGAAGAUUUGGACGUACAAGAUGGCUACAGUUCUGAUGAAGAGGACAUUGCUAAUUUAAAUAGUCUCGAUGCAAAUACAACUUCGCAUUGAUGCUUUAAAUUAAUUAUAUUAGUUGGUUCGGAGUCACAGAGAAAAGGAUUUCGUAUUUCGUAAACGAAAUUUAUUAUUGUCAAUUCAAUUGAGUUACGUACAAGUUAAACACAGUAUAAUUAAUAUAAACAUAUAUUUGAAAUUGAAUAUAUAAAAUAUAGUAUAUAUUAAUAAUUACGUGUGAAUUUAAAUAUAUAAAAUAUUUAGCUCCCAU
Teleopsis dalmanni is the source of this 1133-nucleotide messenger RNA. RefSeq lists its product as uncharacterized. The record is from RefSeq and is a predicted model, not a curated record. Gene Ontology annotation, biological process: cilium organization. The transcript has 4 exons. The coding region runs from base 102 to 620 and encodes 172 amino acids. Lineage: Eukaryota; Metazoa; Arthropoda; Insecta; Diptera; Diopsidae.